CUCCCUGGCCCUAGCCCCCCUCCCUCCCUUUUCUAUUCCUCGCAGUGUCUGCGCAUGACCCCUCCCUGAGAAGGUGAGGCGGAGAGAGAGAGAGUGCCGCGAGAGAGAGGGAGAGGGAGUGCGCGCGCGAGAGAGAGGAUUCCCUCUGUCUCGCGGCGCAGGCGACGCAGUGCAGAGGCGCGCGCGCGGGUUGCUUUGGGCUUAGGAGGAGGAGGAGGAAGAAGAGGACCUUUCCCCCCUCUUCCGCGCCUCCUUCCCUCCUUCCCCCCAUAACCGCCGCCUCACCCCGGCCAUGACCGCGGGGGCGGCGGCGGCGGGGCGGCCACACGGAGCGAGCACCCGCUUCUUCCCCGUCUUCGCGGAGGGUUGCCCCCAGCCGCCCCGUCCGCCGCCUCGGCCUCAUUCUCUCCCUUCAGCAGCGGCACCAAGAGCAGCGCCGCCGGGCUCCCGGAAAGUAGCUUGAUGAGUGUCCAAAGUCGCGGUGGAAGUUUGGCGGGGCCGCCAUCUUGGUCCCGGCUCUCCACGUCGUCGUCGCCACCGCCGACACCACCACCACCACCAUUGAGCCUCCAGGGCUGCUGCUCGGAGGCGGAGGCCUCAGCGGUGGCGGCAGCAGUCGUGACAGUAGCGGCGGCGGCGGCCGUGGAGGCCUCCUCGCUGGCCCAUAACCCUCCGCCGCUGAAGGAAGGUGCAAUGGAUGAGCUUCAUAGCCUGGAUCCAAGAAGGCAGGAAUUGUUAGAAGCUAGAUUCACAGGAGUAGUGAGUGGUAGCACUGGGAGUACAGGAAGCUGUAGUGUCGGAGCAAAGGCCUCCACAAAUAAUGAGAGUUCCAAUCAUAGUUUUGGAAGCUUGGGAUCUCUAAGUGACAAAGAAUCAGAGACUCCUGAGAAAAAACAACUGGAGUCUUCCAGAGGUAGAAAAAGAAAAGCAGAAAGUCAGAGUGAAAGCAGUCAAGGAAAAAACAUUGGGGCACGUGGUCAUAAAAUUAGUGACUAUUUUGAAUACCAAGGUGGAAAUGGGUCUAGCCCUGUAAGAGGAAUGCCUCCUGCAAUCCGUUCUCCUCAAAACUCACAUUCCGCUCCUUCUUCUGUUCGGCAGAAUAGUCCUUCUCCUACUGCAUUGUCUUUUGGGGACCACCCUGUUACACAACCAAAGCAGUUGUCAUUUAAAGUUACACAGACUGAUCUGACAAUGUUGAAAUUAACAGCACUUGAAAGUAAUAAAAAUCAAGACCUGGAAAAGAAAGAAGGUCGUAUAGAUGAUUUGCUCAGGGCUAAUUGCGAUCUACGACGGCAAAUAGAUGAACAACAAAAAUUACUUGAAAAAUACAAAGAAAGAUUAAACAAAUGCAUUUCAAUGAGCAAGAAGCUUUUAAUUGAAAAAAGCACGCAAGAGAAGCUGGCAAGCAGAGAGAAGAGUAUGCAAGACAGAUUACGCCUUGGGCAUUUUACAACUGUUCGACAUGGUGCUUCAUUUACUGAACAGUGGACAGAUGGUUUUGCAUUUCAAAAUCUUGUGAAGCAACAAGAGUGGGUGAAUCAACAAAGAGAAGAUAUUGAGAGGCAAAGGAAACUUCUUGCGAAGCGAAAACCUCCAUCUACAAAUAAUUCUCAGGCACCCUCUGCCAAUUCAGAACCUAAACAGAGGAAAAACAAAGCUGUCAACGGAGCAGAAAAUGACCCAUUUGUUAGACCCAAUUUACCACAGUUGCUAACACUGGCAGAAUACCAUGAACAAGAAGAAAUUUUCAAGCUAAGAUUAGGACAUCUCAAAAAGGAAGAAGCUGAAAUACAAGCUGAACUUGAACGUCUGGAAAGAGUUAGAAAUCUCCACAUACGAGAGCUAAAAAGAAUAAACAAUGAAGAUAAUUCACAGUUCAAAGAUCACCCUACGUUAAAUGAACGGUACUUGUUGCUUCAUUUACUUGGUCGAGGUGGCUUUAGUGAAGUAUAUAAGGCUUUUGAUCUCUAUGAACAAAGAUAUGCUGCUGUCAAGAUACAUCAGCUUAACAAAAGCUGGCGAGAUGAGAAAAAAGAAAACUAUCACAAGCAUGCCUGCAGAGAGUAUAGAAUACACAAAGAACUGGAUCAUCCAAGGAUAGUAAAGCUAUAUGACUACUUUUCACUAGAUACAGAUACGUUUUGUACAGUAUUAGAAUAUUGUGAAGGCAAUGACUUGGAUUUCUAUCUUAAGCAACAUAAACUAAUGACUGAGAAAGAAGCCAGGUCCAUUGUAAUGCAAAUAGUAAAUGCACUGCGAUAUCUCAAUGAGAUUAAGCCACCUAUAAUCCAUUAUGAUCUUAAACCAGGAAACAUCCUUUUGGUAGAUGGAACAGCAUGCGGAGAGAUAAAAAUAACAGACUUUGGCUUGUCCAAAAUAAUGGAUGAUGAUAGUUACGGUGUAGAUGGGAUGGACCUAACUUCACAAGGAGCUGGAACAUACUGGUAUUUGCCACCAGAGUGCUUUGUUGUGGGGAAAGAGCCCCCAAAGAUAUCGAACAAGGUGGAUGUGUGGUCUGUUGGAGUAAUAUUUUUUCAGUGUCUGUAUGGUCGAAAGCCAUUUGGUCAUAACCAGUCCCAACAAGAUAUACUCCAAGAAAAUACAAUAUUGAAAGCUACUGAAGUGCAGUUCCCAGUGAAGCCUGUUGUGAGCAAUGAAGCAAAGGCCUUUAUCAGACGUUGCUUAGCAUACCGCAAGGAGGACCGGUUUGAUGUCCACCAGUUGGCGAAUGAUGCUUACCUCCUUCCCCACAUGAGGAGAUCAAAUUCUUCAGGAAACUUGCAUAUGACUGGACUAGCAGCAUCUCCAACAGCACCGAUAUCCAGCAUUAUUCCCUACUGAAAUGCCUCCGCACGGAACAGGCGUGCAUGAUGCCUUCUUGUAGUUUUGCUGCCGUGGACUUUCAUUUGAAAGCCUUCAGUUAGUGUUUUUACACAGCGGGACAUGUUGAACAAUUGUGUUUUCGUACUGUGGCCCUUCUGCAGCUAUCAUUUUCUAUGAUGGAACGGGAUCAUGGUCUGAGAAGGGCACAUUUAUUUCAGACUUUUCACAUUGGAGAUGCUGAAGGACAGUCUUACCGGUUGUCUCCAUGCAGAUAUGCUGUGUUUUUAAGACUGAAGAAAAUGUGUGUUUUGGGCUCAUAGGGAGGGGGACAUUGUAAAUAAUCUUUUUAAUACCUAAAACAUUUUUGGUUGAUACUGGAGAGUUCUAAUAAGGAGGGUAGUUUUUCAUUAUUCCACUGAAGAAGAAAAGAAAUGGAGCACGGAAGAAGAACUUCGUGGCUCGACAAGAAACAAGUGAAAUAAAAGAAUCUUCCCAAGGAGCUGAUAUUACAAUAACCAAAGUCAAGUUGAGUGACACAGCUGUGUAUGUUACUUUCUUUGGAUAGAUGUGAUUUAGUAUUUUGGGGGCUGGGGAGAAAUCUUUUAAACUGUUUGUUGGUUUAAUGACUGUAUUUCCAAAGGGAUAAAGAUAGCAGUUUCAGUGAGGUAGCAGAAGCUAGUUCGAAAACUAGUUCAAUUAUUUAGAUGGCAUUUUGAUACUUAGCAGUGUUGCCAACCGAUAUCUGCUACCCAGACUUUCACGGAGGGAUAUGCAAAGGCCAUGUAUGUAACCAAAAGCAAAGCGGUCAUGUUCAAAGUUUCUAUGCAGGUUAAUGACAAAUUCCCUUCUAACUCGAUUGUAAAUUUAUUGUACAGAUGUCAUAUUUUCUGUUUUAAAAUUUUCAGCAACUUAUUCCUGUACAAAUGUUUAAAGUAUGGCUUUUUCUAAUUGGAUAUUGUAUUUUUUUUAAGUCUCAUUGAAGGCGCUUUUAAUUGCUGCUAAAUGAUGUUGCUUUUGCUUUUGCAAAAAAAAAAAAAGAAGAAAUCAAAUGACCUCCUUAAGGUGCAAGUCAACUGUACGUCUUAGAGAGACUGAAAGUAGAUAAUUCAUUAACCAUCAAGGCAUGUAAAACCGAUCUGUGUUGGAACUAUACAGUACAGUUCAAGUCAGUUUCCUGAGCUGGAGCACGUUGAUACUAGAUGUAGAAGUUGUUUAUGGUUAUUCUCGGUUUCUGCAAGUUCUGUCUACAAGGUAGGAAGAUGUUCUUCUCAAGAGAUGUUUCUUGUGGCUUGUAUAGAUUAUUUUCAAAUGUGAAACAUUUUCGAACUGCCUUGUAUGGUAGAAUCCUAUUUUUCCAGAAUGCAGUAUCUCUCUCCCAUACAAGAUUUCCUUUUACUGUCACAUUCACAAUGCUGAAUACCUGUAUGUAACUUUGUCCAUGUUGCAGAAAAGGGAGGCUGUAUUACCAUCCGUUUUUGUUGGUUAUUAUUUUUAUUUUAUUUUUUGUUUAAUAUUGUACAGUUUAAACUGUGGCUCUUGUUUCCAAUGUUGCAAGCCAUUUUGUUUUCAUUGUAUAUAUAAGGAUACAUUAACUGUCUCUUCAAGAUGCUGCUGAAAUUGUAGAGAAUGUAGCCAAAACAGUAAUAAAAUAAUGACAGUUGGAAUUUCAA
Molecule: messenger RNA, 4493 nt
Organism: Anolis sagrei ordinatus
Lineage: Eukaryota; Metazoa; Chordata; Lepidosauria; Squamata; Anolidae
Gene: TLK1
Product: tousled like kinase 1
Biological process (GO): peptidyl-serine phosphorylation; chromosome segregation; intracellular signal transduction
Cellular component (GO): nucleus
Molecular function (GO): protein serine/threonine kinase activity; ATP binding
Source: RefSeq, a predicted model, not a curated record